This is a messenger RNA of Macrosiphum euphorbiae (potato aphid), 2214 nucleotides long. The record is from the annotation of a GenBank genome assembly. Lineage: Eukaryota; Metazoa; Arthropoda; Insecta; Hemiptera; Aphididae.
AUGUUUACUUGUUCAAUUUGUAAUGAGACAUUUGUUGGAAUUCACCAUGACACUACUUAUACAACACAGUGUGGCCAUGUCUUUCAUCAUGAAUGUCUUAAGAAAUGGUUAACAAGAUCAAAAACUUGCCCACAUUGUCGUUCACCGGUACUAGAAAAUAAUCUGAUUAAAUUAUUUUUGCAAGUUGAUUCUAAUGCUCAAGUAACAUUGGCUGAUAAAAAAGAUGAAACAAUAUUUAGACUAAAGGAGAAUUUAAGAAGAUUAAAAGAGAAAGAAACCCAUAGUGCUAACACAAUCUAUUGUCUUGAAACUCAACUAAAACAUUCAAAGAAUGCUAUAGAGCUUAGCAAAGCAUCUUUUCAUGCAUGUAAAAAAGAAGCUGAAAAUCAAAAAAAGUAUAAUUCUGAAAUUUCUGAUCAACUAACAUUAAAGACUAUAAAAUGCAAUGAAUCGGAAAUUGAGAGAAACAAAUUUCAGGCUGGGUAUUCACUCCUGCAAUCAAAAAUUAAAUCACUUAACCACGAACUUUACGAUUUACAAUCUGCAAAUUCAUCUGUUAUUGAUGAAUUAAAAGUUGAAAUAGCUAAUUUAAAAUCAGAAAAAGCGUACUUUCAAAGCAGAUGUUAUAAUAUAGAGAAUAUAAAUAUUGAACAACCAAGUACAUCAAAGAUCAAUAUUGAAAACAAAAAUGCAAUGUCACUUCAAAAUAAAACUAAAAGCGAAUAUUAUGGAAAUGAUCCUCAGUUAAACACACCUACCAAACGAUUUCUAUUAGGAUGUGUAUUUUUAUUUGUCGAGGGCCAAAUUCAGCAGGAAGAUAAUAAUAUAUGUAAUAAAACUACGCCCAAGGAUAAUAUUAUUAAAUAUGGUGGAUUAGUUGAGCAGUUUUAUUCUCCUCGUAUUACACAUGUAAUUUGUGUCACCCAAAAACAUUGUAUAGUUGAACAAGGUAUGAAAGAUGGUAAAAGAUGCGUCACUGAUUACUGGCUCAGCGAUAUUAUUUCUAAAAAAAGUAUGAUACAACCUUGGCGAGCCAUCCAUUUUCCCAUACCAUACAGAAUGGACAACUUGCCAUGUCAAAAUUUUCAAAUUUCAAUUGUUAAUUUUGGUAUAAACGAAGGUCAUAUAGUUAAAGCAAUGAUUGAACAAGUCGGUGGUGGUUAUUCAUUUAAAAAAGUUACUUCCAGAACUGAUGUUGUUAUUAGCCGGAAAUUAGAAGGUGAACUUGUAGAAAAAGCUUUAGCAAUUAAUAAGCCAGUGGUGAGUGUCCAGUGGUUAAAUGACAUUCUUUUUGGAUCAAGACUCGGAAUAAAAGAACCUGGAAAUAUAAAAUACCAACAAUUUGAUAUAUGUGAUCCAUUUUUAGUGAAUUAUGACAUGGUAUCAAGUUUAAUGGAGGCCUGGAAAACUCCUUUGUCUAUUAAUAAAAAUCAACAAGUAUAUGAUUUGACUUUAAAUUCAGAUAGUCCUACAAAAUGUAAAAGACAAAAAACAAUGUCUGAAUGUCAUAACAUGAAAAAUUUAAUUAAUGAUGACAAUGAUGACAAUGAUGACGAUGAUGUUGUCAUUACUUAUAUAAAAAGCUUACCAUCAAAACCAUGUGCUAUGUUUUGUGGUUUUUCAAAUGACGAUCAAGAAAUAUUUAAAAUGAUAUUACUUUUAUUGGGCGGUACAGCAACCACUCACUGUUUGGAAGCAUCUCAUUUAGUCAUGAACAAGCCUAUACCAUCGAUAGAGUUGUUUGGUUGUCUUCCUACUGUUAAAUUUAUUCUCAAUGAAAAUUGGUUAAAAGAUUCACAUUCCAGUUUAAAAUUUCAAGAUGAGAAAAAAUAUUGUAUAGAACAUAUACAAGAUAAAUUUUUGGGGUCAUGUUAUUUACCGCCAAUUCUUGAAAAGAAGAACCGUCGUCUACUAUUUAAAGACUUAUCAUUCUUUGUUACUCCUGGAAUUAUAUAUCCACCCUCUAAACACUUGGAGCUAAUCAUUUCUUCUUCUGGUGGUAAAAUUGAAAGAAUAAGAAGAUCUUUGGAGUCGAUUCGAUGUGUGGCACCCAAUUCCUAUUUUAUAAUCUCAUGUGAAGAAGAUUAUUGUUUGUACAAUGACUUAUCGGAUAUUGAUAACGUUGUUUAUUUACCGGAAUUUAUAACAUGUUCAGUCUUGGCGCAGCAAGUCCAACUACAAAAGUUUUUACUGAAUGUAACUGCUCAAAACUAA